CCCUUUGACGAUCAUCAUCCCUCUAUAUAUUGGGGUUGCAAGAAAGGCUCACAGAAAACGAGGACUUGGGAGUAAAGGUGCUUACUUUUGUUCGUGGCUAUGGAUUUUCUGUUUCGCAUUCACCGAAUUUGAUUACCGACACUCACGAACCGUUGUUGCAAGAAAGGCUUGCUUACAGAAAACCAGUUGGGGCAUAAAGAUAUGGAAAUGGAGGUUUGGAGUAUGAAGAUUGCUAAUUUUCUUAACAUUGUUGAGAAAAAUGCCAAAGAAGGCAACCACACAACUCGGGAUAUCCUUAAAGAAAUGGCUAGAGAUUUUCUAGGAUUCGUAAAGAGUGGGGCUCUUGAGCCAGAAAUCGAGAGGCAGAUUGGUUUUGCGCUGGAAAAAUAUGAUCUUGUGGAAGCACAGUGGACACGAAAGAUUAUGGCAGCUGACCGUGAGCGCAAGAAAGGAAAUGAGUAUAUGGAUGAGAAAAAGUAUGAACAGGCCGUCAAGCAUUACUGCAAUUCAAUCGAGUGUAAUCCUGCAGAUACCAAGGCAUACAGCAACAGGGCACUCGCUUACUUAAGGUUGGGCAAAAAAACUAAAGCAUUGGAGGAUGCUGAAAAGUGCAUUGAGCUUGACCCUAAGUUUUCAAGAGGAUAUCUGAGGAAAGGUUCAGUUCUGUUCAACAUAAGUGAGUUUACAAAUGCACUCCAUACCUUCCAAGAGGGAUUAAAGCACAAUCCAACUGACAGAUAUUUGAUUCAUGGUGUGCAACAAUGUCUGGAGAGACUUAAUAAGGCUGGAAGCAGGGGAGCUACAAAGAACAAGUCAUUCUUCUGUGGCCUAAAGCGAUUUGGCAAGGCUAGCAGCAGAGUUGUGGAUGAAAGUAAAUCAUUGAAUAAUGAGCAUCACAUUGUUGAUAUUCCCCCUGUUGAUGCUGUGAGUCCCAAGCCCUGCCUAAUCGAGUUGAAACUCACCAAUGUCAUCCUGAGUGCUGAGGCUGCUGCAUUAGUGAGUGAUAACCUGGAGUUGCGGUUCAUGAGCAUGAUGUGCUCGUUCGUUGCGGUAUGUGGUCUCAUUGAGAUUUUGAGGCACAGAAGACUGAUUGAGAACAAGUUGGGCGUACUGAAGCUAAUUUGUGCCUCAGUGAUGCUGAUUUACUGCACCAUAAUGUAUGCUACAUCAAAGCUCCACAAGAUUCUGCCUCAUCUAGAAAGCUUCGGGCGAGAAGCCUGGCCCUUUCAUGCCUGUGUGAUAAUAGCAUCAAUUCUUUUUAACAAUUGAAACCCUGCCAAACUGUACAUAUUGGCGUUGAGCCAAUUCUUUUCUAGUCUUUUUUUCUGUUGAUUAGACCUCACUUUCAGCUGUGUUUCUAUUCCAAGUGAUAGUGAACAUGUAUUUCAGGAGAAAAGCCUGGCCUUUUCAUGCCUGUGUGAUAACAGAUUCUAUUGUGUUUAACAAUUGAAACA
Messenger RNA from Rosa chinensis, 1454 nucleotides. Its product is annotated as stress-induced-phosphoprotein 1. Gene Ontology annotation, molecular function: Hsp90 protein binding. The transcript is spliced from 6 exons. The coding region runs from base 202 to 1269 and encodes 355 amino acids. NCBI's taxonomy places the organism in Eukaryota, Viridiplantae, Streptophyta, Magnoliopsida, Rosales, Rosaceae. The record is from RefSeq and is a predicted model, not a curated record.